AUGAUCGAAGAAUCUUAGUAACAUUAAUUAAUUAAAAAUUAGUAUAAGGAAUCUUUUAUUAAGAAAUAUUGAAAUAUUAGAAUAUCUAAAUUUCUAAAUAUCUGGUUAAAAGGAAGUAAGACAAAAAUGUGUUCGUACAUCAGUUCCUUUAUCUUACACAGUUGAGACAUGUAUAGUUUCUCAAAUAUUUAGGGUAUGGGCCCUACGUUGUGAAUUAUCACCUAAGUAGUUGGGUAGCUUAUCAUUUUACAACUGAAUUUAAGGCCUUUUGGUGCCUAACUUUAAGAAUAUCUUAAUCUCUUGACAUGGAAGUAUCAUAAAAACCUUCUAUAUAUGUUGAAAUCAGUGAAUUAAAUUAAUCAUACUAAUCGUUCAACAUAAUUAUUACUUGAGAAAAAAGUUAACCUUUUAAGUUUCAAAAUUUACAUGAAAUGCGUUAAAACAAAGACAAUUGUUAGUCAAUUUCUAAAAUGUUAGAGUUGUUCAACCAGUAACUAAAAUUACUCAUUCUUACAUUAUUGUCAUGGUUAAAUUGACCCAGUUACUUAUUUUCCGAAAUUUUAAUUGAUUGAGUCUUCCUAUAAAGAAUUAAACAUUAAUUUUUUAGUUGACAGAAUAACAAUUACAUAAACCUUAUUCAAUUAGAUUCAAUCUAUAGAAACACUAAUAGAAAUAAAAUUUAAAGUUUGA
This is a messenger RNA of Paramecium octaurelia, 690 nucleotides long. Lineage: Eukaryota; Ciliophora; Oligohymenophorea; Peniculida; Parameciidae. The record is from the annotation of a GenBank genome assembly.